Phytomonas sp. Hart1 is the source of this 918-nucleotide messenger RNA. The record is from the annotation of a GenBank genome assembly. NCBI's taxonomy places the organism in Eukaryota, Euglenozoa, Kinetoplastea, Trypanosomatida, Trypanosomatidae.
AUGCCCAUUCUCAAGCACUUAAAGCGGAACUGGGCCACAAAGGAAUUCGGUGGUUCUUUCACUGUUGGGGUGAUUCCCACCCUUCGGGAUAAUUUCUCCUACCUCAUCCACGACCGGACCUCCGGGGCCUUCGCGGUGGUGGACCUCAACACCGACCUCGACCCGGUCCUUCGGUACAUCCAAGCGGAAAAAUGCCCUCCCGGGGCCUCCAAGGCCUGGGCCGUAGGCACCAUCCUCACCACCCACAAACACUGGGAUCACGCCGGGGGGAACGCCCAAGGCGUGCGGCUCCGCGGGGGCGCCGAAGGGGGGGGAAAGGCGGCCGCCUUGCCCGUUAUCGUCGGCGGCGCCCGCGAGAACGUCCCGGGGGCGACGAAAACCGUCCGCGAGGGGGAUUCCUUCGCUUUGGGGGGUCUUCGGGUGGAGGUGCUUGACGUGCCUUGCCAUACCACCGGCCACGUCGCGUACAAAGUGUUCAACCCGGCCAGGUUGGAGGACGGGAUCGCGCUUUUUACCGGCGAUACGAUGUUUAUCGCCGGGAUUGGGGCCUUUUUCGAAGGAACCGCGCAGGAUAUGUGCGCCGCGAUGGCGAAGAUUUACCAGCUGAACGCAUCCGUGGGGUACGAGAUGGAUGCGAAGACCUUUAUCUUCCCUGGUCAUGAGUACACCGUGGGGUUUAUGAAAUUCUCGGAGGCCAACUUCCCGCUCCGCGACCACGCGGAUUAUCACUUUAUUAGAGAUCAGCUGGAGUCGUACCAGAAGGCGGUCGAACACGGCGUCCCCACCGUCCCUAGCUCUCUUUCUGAUGAAAAACGGCAGAAUUUGUUUUUGCGCGUCGUCGAGGAUGAGUUCCGGCAUGUGAUGAAAAGAGAGAGCGAGGUAAAACUUAUGGACUACUUGUACAACAUUUGCGACUGA